Messenger RNA from Hemicordylus capensis (graceful crag lizard), 1470 nucleotides. Its product is annotated as disks large-associated protein 5-like. The coding region runs from base 138 to 1007 and encodes 289 amino acids. NCBI's taxonomy places the organism in Eukaryota, Metazoa, Chordata, Lepidosauria, Squamata, Cordylidae. The transcript is spliced from 3 exons. Gene Ontology annotation, molecular function: microtubule binding. The record is from RefSeq and is a predicted model, not a curated record. Gene Ontology annotation, cellular component: nucleus; spindle pole centrosome; cytoplasm. Gene Ontology annotation, biological process: mitotic spindle organization; kinetochore assembly; centrosome localization.
CAGCGUUACAAAGCGGAAAACCAACUUCGGAAGUUAAAGAAGCAGUGAGAGAAGCCUUUAUUCAAAGAGAGGACAACUCCCAUAUACCACCAGCUGUAGUCAAUGGGCAGGAUGAGGCAUUCCUGGAGAACGAAAACAUGCCCACAUCUCACCUUCCAGCUCCUGCACCACCCAAGAGAAACCUCUCGUUUGCCCCUCAGAACUUUCUCUUUAAGCCUCUGGAGGGCUUGGCCACCUACAAAGUGAAGCCAAUGACCCCUUCCAGGGCAAAUGUCUUCUUAUCACCCAAUCUUACCUGGAGCCCCACAAAGACCAUCAGUGAAGACACAAAAGAAACCAGACCACAGGACUGUCUUCUAAAAAGUCAGUUUUCCCCCAUUGAAGAAGUAAUGGAGAAACUUCCAGUUCAGCCUGCACUGAAGUCACUGGAAAAAGAGAUGGAAGGUGUGAUGGGUGCCAUUUUCUGUGGAACUGAGACCUCUCUGCAGCAUGUCGUCCCCCCUGUAACUGAAACGCCAGAGCCAUCAGGGGAGCCGCAACACAAUGUGCCCUAUUUCAACUGCUGCCUGUUACCUGUGCCCAGCAGAGAAGGAGACCACUUACCAUCUACCAUGUUAAACAUCCUUCAAUCUGAGACAGAGAAGCGGACAUCUCAUUGCCUGGAAUGGGAUGGAAAAGUUGAAAUGGAUAUACCAGAGGAUGCAAAAGACCUUGUCCGCACCACCAUUGGGCAAACUAGACUGCUAAUAUCUGAGAGAUUCAAACAGUUUUCAGGGCUGGUAGAUAACUGCGAGUUAAGACUUGGUGAAAAGGAGACAAUGUGUGCAGAUCUGGAUGGAUUCUGGGACAUGGUGAACUUCCAAACAGCGAGGAGGAAGGGGAAGCUGUCAACUUUCCAGGCGAUGCAGGAGUGUCUGAGGGGCAGAGCCCGGCUGUCAGUGUUCAUGAAACAGCUGUGGCUAAUGAUUCAGAGCAGGCACAACAACCUGAGGCAGCAGAAAUCAUGAAGGACCAAUCCGAAGAGGAGCUAUGCAACCAACCCCCACUGACUCCACAACAGCGGCAUCUUACGAGACGCAGGGCUCAAUUGGAGACUAUUAGGAGAAGCAAACGCCUCUUGCAGAGGGCUGAUAAGCCUUGAAUUCCUGCCAGCUGGGAGCUCUCGGCUUGCACUAUAAAUCACGUCACCAGCCUUCUACUCACUGCUGAAAAGCAACAUUUGUCAACCUCCCUGUCGACAGCGUGCAGCCAAGUCCGGUCAAGACGAACUUCCCGAGCUGUAUCCAGUUACAGCAGCUCCAUUUUGUCUCGUGAUCUUCCCUGGCAGUUGGCCAGACCCUGACAAUUAUUAAUCAAAAGCUGCUAGCCAUUUAUGUGUAACUGACUUUCUAUUAAUAUUUUUCCUUUUAACUAUGUAAAGAUUUUUAUUUCUUUUUUGGUCAAAGACCGUAAAUAAAGUAUGAUGAUGAU